Molecule: messenger RNA, 396 nt
Organism: Schizosaccharomyces cryophilus OY26
Lineage: Eukaryota; Fungi; Ascomycota; Schizosaccharomycetes; Schizosaccharomycetales; Schizosaccharomycetaceae
Product: anaphase-promoting complex subunit Apc13
Exons: 1
Coding region: 1-396 (131 amino acids)
Biological process (GO): positive regulation of mitotic metaphase/anaphase transition
Cellular component (GO): anaphase-promoting complex
Source: RefSeq, a predicted model, not a curated record
AUGGAUUCCAAUUAUUGUCAAAUACAUAUGAACCAACCAAGAGUGGUUCUUUUUGCUUCGGAAUGGCGAAAAGACAAGCUGCCCAUUGAUGAUGUAGAAGUUCGUCUCGAAUACCUGCCUCCCAUGCCAGAAGAUGAACUUACAAUUCAGCAUUCAAGUGCGAAUUUAAUUCUCAUGAGAAGUAAGCAGCUACGACAUGAACCGGCUUGGAAGGAUAUGGCUUUGGAUGAUUUGGUCGAUCAGUUUGCUUUUGUGCAAGGAUCACAAUCUCAAACGGAAGAAGUGUCAGAAGGAAAUCAAAAGAAGAAUCUGUUUCAUCCUAUCCCUAUGGCUAGCUUUUUACAAGCAAACCGAAAGCACCAAGGUGAACACGCAAGUAUACGUUAUAUUCGGUGA